AUGUAUGACGUAAACCAACAUAUUAAAAAGUUAAAACUUUAUAACUUGUUAAUGUCAAUAGCUCUUAAUGGUGAUUACAGUUAUAUGGCACUGCAACAAGUUCGUCGUGGGAAACCAAGUGCACCAACAACAAUCGUUGACGAAAUUACAAAAGAACAACAGGUUUUACAAGAAAACUGGCGCUUACUGGAUCUCGGAUCCAUGUUUUUUGUAAUAACUGCUAAAUUCAAUAUACUGAAUUCAUAUAAAGACGCAACUGACGGUUACCGCUGGAAAUGCAAAGGUUGCAAGGAAAGGCGAAGUGUUCGGCAAGACUCCUUUUUUAGCCAGAGUAGACUUUCCUUACAAACAUUAUUAUAUUACAUAUAUGGGUGGAGUCGUAAUAUGCCGCAAAAAGAUAUCCAACAUGAAGCCGGUAUGAAUGAUGCCUCUCAUACAUUAGCUGACUUGGCCAACUUUUGCAGAGAUGUAUGUGAAGUAGAUCUAGAGACUAACCCAGCAGUUAUUGGAGAUUUUAACACUGACGGGACUGCAGUUGUGGUUGAAAUCGAUGAAUCAAAGUUUUUCCAUCGUAAAUAUUGCGGGCAAAUGGCGACCAGGUUAUUGGGUGUUUGGUGGUCUUGAAAUGGUUUCG
Hydra vulgaris (swiftwater hydra) is the source of this 634-nucleotide messenger RNA. The record is from RefSeq and is a predicted model, not a curated record. NCBI's taxonomy places the organism in Eukaryota, Metazoa, Cnidaria, Hydrozoa, Anthoathecata, Hydridae.